AUGCAUACUCUUUGGGAAAAAAACGAAACAUUCACUCUGAACCAAUCAUCAAGACUGGAAGGGUGGUACCAGCACAACGUAUGGAGUCCCAUUAUUGACCCGGCAUUCCGUAAUUUGGAGAUUGAUCUUAUACGUGGAGAAAGCUCAAGCACGGCUUCCAGUGAUAGAAAAAAUAAUGAUAUGGAUUGUGAGGAAGAUCGGAAGAAGAUCGGAAGGAAAGGAGAUUGCAUAUUUAGAUUGAUUGGUGAUAGGUUGGAGUUUGGAGCUAUUGAGGCUGGAAAGAAAUGGGAAGGCAAAAGCGGAAGGAAAUAUAUUAUCGACAGCCUUAAGCUGAGUAAGAUGCUUAGAGAUAUGUUUGUACAACUUGCGAAAGAGUGCGAUGAUGAUGAACCAAUUGUCAGAAAAUUACAGACCGUUGGGAUGUUACAUAGUGGAAAUCGAUUUCAACUUCUUACGUUAGAUGUUCCAAAGGGAUAUAUUUGUCGAAUUAAGCGUUUUGCCUUUCAGGAAGUUGCUAGUCAUAUAAAUAAUCCACCACUAGCAUUUGUGUUAAAAGAUAUAUUAAGAGCAAAAGCAAUUAUUAAACAGACAUUAGUAUUAGUACAAAAAAAGAGAUCAUCCUAUCUUGAUGAUCUUGAUGAUCUUGAUUAUGACGGAAAGGAAAUUAAUAGAUGUACAACUAUUCAAACAAUCACUUUAAGUAAAACUCACAAGACUCCAAAAAAAAAUCGUACUAUAGAUGUAAUAAAGCGAGAUACUUUUAACAAUUAA
Molecule: messenger RNA, 771 nt
Organism: Funneliformis caledonium
Lineage: Eukaryota; Fungi; Glomeromycota; Glomeromycetes; Glomerales; Glomeraceae
Source: the annotation of a GenBank genome assembly